This is a messenger RNA of Scomber japonicus (chub mackerel), 1088 nucleotides long. RefSeq lists its product as uncharacterized. The record is from RefSeq and is a predicted model, not a curated record. The transcript is spliced from 6 exons. Gene Ontology annotation, biological process: response to bacterium. The coding region runs from base 1 to 912 and encodes 303 amino acids. Lineage: Eukaryota; Metazoa; Chordata; Actinopteri; Scombriformes; Scombridae.
AUGAUCGUGUUGUGGGUAACACUGCUUGUCCUUCAUCAAGGAUAUGCGCUGAUUCCAGUGAUCACGGUUCAACUUGGUGAACCUGCAAACUUCACAUGCGCUUUGUCUGAUGAGCUCAGCAGGAAAAAUGUCCACUGGUACAAGCAGAGCGCCGGUGAUACUCUGAAAUUAAUUGUGAAACUGAGUCAGUAUGAAGAACCUGAGUAUGCACCAGAGUUUUCUCCGUCAAAAUUGAAGGCACAUAGAGAUAAAAAUAUUAGUAACUUGACCAUUUUGAGAACUACCCAAAAAGACGAGGGAAUGUACCACUGUGGAGUCACUGACUGGAUUAAUACUGAAUGGAGCGGGACAUAUUUGUUAGUAAAAGAAAACAGUGAAAGGACAUCAAACUAUACUGUUGUUCAGGGGUCAACAGUAUCUGAUCCAGUCCAUCCAGGAGACUCUGUGACUCUCCAGUGUUCAGUCCUCUCUGACUCUGGGAACAAGACGUGUUCAGGAGGACACAGUGUUUACUGGUUCAGAACCGGAUCAGAUGGAUCUCACCCAGACAUCAUCUACACUGAUGGAAGUAGCCCUGAUGAAUGCAGAAAGAAAUCUGACAUGAAUUUGUCUCCAAAGAGCUGUGACUAUCACUUCUCUAAGAAGGUCAGCUCCUCUGAUGCUGGGACUUAUUACUGUGCUGUGGCCACAUGUGGAAAGAUAUUAUUUGGAAAUGGAAAUAACCAGGAACUUGUACAAACAACACAUUCACUAUUUAUUGGAAUAGUGAUAUUAACAGUCUGCUUGGCCGUUUCUGUUGUUGCAAAUGUCGUCCUCAUCUGCAACCAGAGUCUUAAAGUAUGUGAACAAUGUAAAGCUGCUGCUGCUCUGCAAACAUAUAUUGAAACAACCAGUGAUGGUCAACAGAUAUGAGGACUUGUUGGUUUAUUCUGCACCAACCAAGCAAACAACUGACAAAGCAGGGAAAAGGAACGCAAAGGCAGCGGAGGACAAUUGUGUCUACACAAAUGUCUUCUACUUACUUAAAAAACAGAAAUAAAUCAUCACGAUGGAAGAAAUCACAUUGAAUGAUAAAACAUUUUGGGAGA